AUGAAUAAAGCUGUAAGAGUAAGGUACUCGAGUCUUGAUGAAUCACGAACCAAUACUAAGAGAUAUUAAACAGUGUAUACAGUCACAGACACAAUAAAAACUCAAGUGAACAAUCUUAAGUUUAAUCAUCAUCCUUUGAGCUAUUACAUAUCCAGGAUUUGCAAGAAUGUAAAAGAAAUGCGGAGAUAUCGUACUGAUGCUUACAUUAAAAAUCAACUCACCAAGAUCUAUGCUCAAACUAUUCAUCUCAAAGAAAUCCAUGAUGUGUUCAAGGUGCCUAUCCAAUAUAUCAACGAAGAUCUUAUUCUCUCCAGAUGCACCUUACAAUUGAUUUCACAGAUGCCGCAUCAAUAUGCUCUUCGUCCUCAAUAACAGCUUACCCAUUUCCUUCAGUGGAUGGCUUAUUUCGAUGAUUAAGUCUAUUUGGAAAUGCAGAGAAUUCAUGAAGGAUACUUAUUUCAAAUUCAAAGAAAUAUCCAAGAACAAUAUACAAUUAAUGUUAUUAAACAACAAUAAAUCAAACAUCAAAUCCAUCCUCGAAAGAGAGACAUGUACAAUUAUGUGAAUCGACUCAUUACAAAGCCAUCUUUUAGAACCAUGAGUCGAAUAUCUGUCUUAGAGAAUUAUGAGACCAAAUUUGGUGAAUUUCAAUUAAUUACACCAUAUGCUCGUAGUUAUGCUAAACAGUUAGAUACUAUUUCUUAAAAUCUCAACACAAUUGAAUGA
Messenger RNA from Paramecium tetraurelia, 726 nucleotides. RefSeq lists its product as uncharacterized. The record is from RefSeq and is a predicted model, not a curated record. The transcript has a single exon. NCBI's taxonomy places the organism in Eukaryota, Ciliophora, Oligohymenophorea, Peniculida, Parameciidae.